AUGGCCAAUGAACCCGUGGGUAUAACAGCUGAAAAUCAGUUUCAGCAAUUGAUCACCCGUUCUGACAAUAACCCGAAACAAUUGCAAAUCGUCUACGAGGACCAUAGAAGCAAGAGAAAUGCCAUUUUCAGAAAUCAAAUCUGCCAACCUGGAUUCUGCGAAUGGAAAGAAGAUGGAAUCCUGUCCAAAGUCCUCGAUGCAGAGAAGGGGUUGACAGACUUCGUUGACCCGAGACAUAACCUUGCCUUUUGGGCACGCCCACCACAGCAUAUCCGUGACUUGGUCUACAAGAUCCAGCAAGAGAUUGGACCCUUGAUUGGACCUGGUCUCUGGCUUGUACCCCCGCAUCAUCUGCACAUGACCACGCUCGAGAUCAGGUCAUCACUAACAGGACCUGAAAUCAAUGAAAUCACAUCUUCUCUUGAGAUGACUGGGUCUGUAGCAGAGCUGGCAAACUACACUCUCACCCACCGUGCCCGCCUGGUCAAGCCAGUAAUCAGCUACGACACUUCUGCUAUAGCUCUGAGCUUUGUUCCUGCGGCUGGCGAGGAAGAUCACAGUGUGUAUAGUGGAAAAGAUGACCAGUUUACGUAUCACCAUCUGCGGAGUGAUCUCUACAACAUUGUGACUCAAUCUGGCUGUCCAAUCGCGGCUAGGUAUACCGUUCCUUCCGCACAUAUUACUAUUGCGCGCUUUAUUGCGCCUAGUGGUGCCAAAGAAGGAGAGUCAGACUCCCCGAAGGAAUUUGAGAAGAAAGCGUCGAGUCUUAUUGCCAAGAUUGAGGAUCUUAAUCAUGAACUCCGCUCAAAUGUGUGGUGGAGAUUGGGGGACCCAUCUCAAGGGGAAUGGGUGAUAGGUCAUGAAAAGGGGUUGGAAUUGAUGAAGGGCCGAACAUGCUAUCCGGCCAAGUCAGUCAAAAUGGUCAACAUUCCCAAAACCCGCCGGACGUACUGCAAGUCCAAGGAGUGCCACAAGCACCAACAGCACAAGGUCACCCAGUACAAGGCUGGCAAGGCCUCCCUCUUCGCCCAGGGUAAGCGCCGUUACGACCGGAAGCAGAGUGGUUACGGUGGUCAGACCAAGCCCGUCUUCCACAAGAAGGCCAAGACCACCAAGAAGGUCGUCCUGCGUCUCGAGUGCACUGCUUGCAAGGCCAAGAAGCAGCUCGCCCUGAAGCGCUGCAAGCACUUCGAGUUGGGUGGUGACAAGAAGACCAAGGGUGCUGCCCUCGUUUUCUAGAUUGUUCAAUUUCCUUGUUCGGCUUCUGGGUUUCCUGCAUUGCACAAAGUGCUUCGCUGUUUUUGCGGAGCAUAUAUGACAUUGGCAAUGGAAAAAUGAAAUAGGAAUUCAUCUAUUCAAAAACACCAUCUAUGACUACCGGAUUAUGAGUUGUCGAAUGAUUAUUCUUGCUUCACA
Molecule: messenger RNA, 1416 nt
Organism: Penicillium crustosum
Lineage: Eukaryota; Fungi; Ascomycota; Eurotiomycetes; Eurotiales; Aspergillaceae
Product: 60S ribosomal eL42 domain-containing protein
Exons: 7
Coding region: 1-1239 (412 amino acids)
Biological process (GO): translation
Cellular component (GO): ribosome; cytosolic large ribosomal subunit
Molecular function (GO): structural constituent of ribosome
Source: RefSeq, a predicted model, not a curated record